AUGAAGGUACCCAGCAUCUCGAGUAAUACCGCACAACAAGCUCUGAUGCGAGCAUGGCGAGUCCAAGGUCCGGAGACACUGCCGCAACUGGACGAAAUUCCUGUUCCAGCGAUCGCAAAGCCUAACCAAGUUCUCAUCAAAGUAAAGGCAGCAAGCGUGAAUCCGAUAGACACGCGGAUGGCGAAAGGAUAUGGUCGCUCUAUUCUUGGAGUCUGGAAACAAGUUACUGAAAGGAACCUUGGAGCAAGCCUGUUUCCUCUGAUUACUGGAAGAGACUGUUCUGGUGUUGUGGAAAAAAUUGGUGACGAUGUCAAGAUGUUGCGUCCUGGCGAUGAGGUUAUGGCAGUCAUACCAGUCAUCUUGCCUGGAUGUCAUGCCGAAUAUGUUUUGACAGAAGAAUCCUGUUGCACCUCAAAACCUAAAAAUCUCGAUUUUGCACAAGCCGCCGCAUUGCCUUACGUCGCUAAUACCGCUUGGGCUGCUCUUGUCGGUAAUGCAAAGAUUAAUCCGAGCAAAAUAUCAACCAAGGCAGUGUUGAUUCACGGUGGUUCUGGAGGGAUAGGGACUAUGGCUAUACAAAUGCUCAAAGCUUGGGGAGUUGACAAAAUUGUCGCUACUUGCUCGACGGAAAGUGUCGAUACCGUUCAAAAGCUUGGUGCAAUUCCCGUUGACUACAAAGCAGCAAGUGUUCGUGAUCAGAUCAAAGAGCAAGGACCAUACGAUGUGAUUUUUGACUGCGUCGAUACCGAGUUGGCGAGAUGGAGUGAUGAGGUUAUGCGAGACUGGGGCAGUUGUGUUCAUGUCAGCCUGAUAAAUCCUAUGUUGGAAGAUACUGACAGAUAUGGAGUUGUACUCGGUAUGGCAUGUACUGCUUUGAAGUAUAUGGCUAGAAGUUAUAAGGCUGCUCUACACGGCAAAUGGUUUUCAUACGCCUACUUCGCUCCAAGUCGAGAAUGUUUGGAACAGCUUACAACAUUCGCAACAGAAGGGAAGAUAAAACCAAUUGUGGAGCGAGUCCUUCCAUUUGAAGAGCUGCCAAAAGCCUUUGAGAAGAUGCAUAUAUCUCGAACUUGUGGCGCUGCUGCCCGGCAGGCUAUGAUGCGUGCAUGGCAGGUGCAAGCUCCUGCGGAACCAUUGCAGUUGAAUAUGGUGCCCAAGCCGGUCAUUACAGCCUCUGAUCAAGUCCUUAUCAAAGUCAAGGCAGCCAGUGUGAAUCCGAUAGAUCCUAUGAUGACGAAAGGAUAUGGGCGAGAAAUUCUAAGUGUAUGGAAGCAGCUUGAUGAGUGUGAUCCUAAAGCGAAACGGUUUCCAUUGACUGCUGGACGAGACUGUGCCGGAGUAGUGGAACUCGUUGGCGGCGGAGUGAAGCGCCUGCGGCCUGGCGAUGAGGUCAUGGCAGUAGUGCCAGGCAUCAUGCAAGGUAGUCAUGCUGAGUAUGUUGUAACGGAGGAGUCAUGCUGCUCUCCGAAACCUUCCAAUCUCGACUUCACUCAGGCUGCUGCGAUGCCUUACGUGGCCAGCACUGCGUAUGCAGCUUUUGUAUUCUUUGCAAGAAUGAAUCCAGACAAGAAACCAUCAGAAAGAGUUCUCAUCCAUGGUGCUUCUGGAGGUGUGGGUACUAUGGCAAUACAAUUGCUCAAAGCUUGGGGCGUCGAUAAAGUUGUUGCUACAUGCUCUAAAGAGAGUAGCGAUGCUGUCCGCGAACUUGGUGCAAUUACUGUUGACUAUCGCGACCCUGACGCUCGUGAUCAGCUUAUCGAAGAAGGACCAUACGAGGUUAUUUUGGAUUGUGUCGACUCAGAUCUGGCGAGAUGGAGUGACCAAGUGCUCGGCGUGUGGCGGAAUUGCGUUCACGUCAGUAUAGUUAGUCCUAUGUUGCGAGACACCGAUCGCCAUGGAUUUGUGCAAGGCAUGAUAUCCACCGCAAUCAAGUAUAUGUCACGAAGCGCUGAAAGUGCUCUGCGUGGUCGAUGGUUCACUUAUGCUUUCUUCAUACCCAGCGAGAAAUGCAUGAAGCAACUUUCAAAAUUUGCAUCUGACGGAAAGAUAAAACCAAUAGUGGAGCAGGUACGACCAUUUGGAGAAUUGCCAGCUGCGUACGAGAAAGUUUUACAAAUGCAUGGCAAAGGGAAGUUAGUUUUGGAAUGGUAAAGCUUCGCCUUAUUUGCACAUUUGCUCAAUUAGUCAUUUUUGACUUCAUUUAUGUGAUUUAUACGAAGAUAGGGUAUGUUAAAAUUGCUUUCCUACUUUUUUCAUUGACUAGAUCUCACAAAUGCU
Messenger RNA from Cylicocyclus nassatus, 2277 nucleotides. Lineage: Eukaryota; Metazoa; Nematoda; Chromadorea; Rhabditida; Strongylidae. The record is from the annotation of a GenBank genome assembly.